AUGGAGGAGUCUAUCGACAAUGAUAACACCUUGCGAUCUUCUGAAUUGAACCCGAGCUAUGGUACCUCAGAGUUUACACCAGCCGCUUCUGGCGGGACACGAAGCCGCCGUCGUUCUGACAGAAUUGUGAAAGUGUUGGAAACAGUAUUGAUAUCCUUCAGCCUUGGAUUUGAGGACCUCCCAUCUGAGGCACAACAAGCCUAUAUACGCUUUCAGCAGAAUCGGGAUUUCCGCGAGUUUGGUGCUGCCCUCAGGCACUUACUUUUAGAAGAAAGGCUAGAUGAAUUAAUGCAAGAAUCGCCUGCCUUCUUGCACGCAGCCGUCGAAUUGGUUGGUAGUAGAUAUCCCCAUCUGAACCUCCAAGAACGUCUUGAUGAGCUUGAGGACAGUAAGAGAAAAGACUCGUCGAAGAGACGGUCCAACCGCUCGGAUAAAUCCCGACGUCGUGCGAAGAAGGAGGCUCGGCGCGGCGAUGAGCCUAUGUCGGGUGAUGACAAUUCCGAUCGUCCUUCGAAUGUAAGGUUAGCAAAAACAAUUACUGCAAAGCCUCGAACUCGCCAGAAGAAAGACCGGAAGGGCCAGACAGUAUAUCGGACUCAACUCGAGACACGCGCUCAACCCGGCUCGUCCGGAGUUCCUACUAUCAACGUUGUGUCAGAUGAAACCGCAGGUAAUGAUGGAGGCAAUAAUGCUCCGGUCAAUACACCUGUGCUACCAGGUUUUGUCAUCAGCACCAGGACAAGCCCAAGAAAUCAAGAAGGGGCUACAUCCAGAAUUGAAGAGCUGCGGAGUAGACAGAGCCAGAAAACAACUCGACCCAAAAACCUGACGCAGCCUCCCAAACCUGACAUUUAUCUUUAUCCUUACAAGGGAUGGAAGAUCGAACAACCGGCAGUUCUUCUUCAUCGAGCCAGGAAUUUUCUCGCUGACGAGGACAUCGACCGAACCUUGGACUGGAGCCAGAAGUUCGCGGAACUAACUGAGUAUUUCUCGUACCUCCUUUACAAUUGGCAAGGCGAGGAAUGGGGCGCUGAGUUACAUGAGGUCAUUGAAAUGCUUCACACGCAUUGGAUAUUUGAGCAAUACCAUUACGGCAUGCCCAAGCUGAACCUCAAUUUAGAUAACGCGUGGCCGAAGCAAAGUAAGAGGCUACCGCCUAUUCCCGGCACAGAUCACUCUGUCGAGAUGUCGGACGGGGCAAAUGGUGACGACUUGGGCGAGAGGAAGCUGCUUCUCAACAAAAUCCGUCCAGCCAUUGAUGUUCAUUACAAGAUGCCUUCGAAAGCACUUUUGAAGUACAUCAAACUUUACACUGCCGAUGCCCCUCAAACUUGGAAGGUUCCAUUUGAAACCGUCUCUUCUGAUCGGGGACUGAUGAAUCUGGAGAAUGAGAUUUAUGAAGAGUGCGUCUUCUCGAACAUGUCGGACACCUGCAAGCGCCUCGAAGCAGCCGAAGCCGAUUUCAAGUCAGAGUACAACAAAGAGACCUUUGGCUUCGAGGCACUUCAAGCGUUUGCCACGCUUCGUGGAACUCGACGUGCGGCUCUUCAACAGACCUUGAGCCCCCUGAACAAUGCCGAGAACCUUGCCGUCUGCAAUAUCUUCCGCACACUUAUCCUACCUCAAGCCAAGAUUCCAGAAAAACCAGAUGCAGGUAUUAUUAUUCCUACUAUGCAGGUUGCUGAGGUCCCUCAGAAGGAAUCUCGGGACCCCUUUGGCUACACUCUAGCGCAUAGGUGGUACAUGAGAGCAGACCAGCACUGGGGAGACUGGGCGCAUGAGCACGCCAUCAAAGAAUGCCAUGGUCACAAGUUGUGGCAAAAACGCAAAGAGCCUAUCAUGGAUCUUCCUAAGAACUUCAAAGGACCUUACGUUCACGACUAUUUGGAUCAUGAAAUGAAAAAGGCCGUGUCACUCCUGAAAAUGUGUGAAGUCCUACGGGAUCGUCUAUUAUUGCAGAUAGAACGAACGCCGCGGGAUUUCUUGACAGAAGUCGCUAAGUGCCUGGAUGAUGGACUGACAGGAAAACACUGGGGAGAUGCCGGCCUAGAGUUCUCUGAAGAGGAUGUCGUACCUGGUUCCCAAGACUUGGCUCACAUCAGACCCGAGGAGGAAGACUUUUUGCGAUUACUGGGCCAGAAUUCUAUCAACAAAAAGACAGUGGACUCCAGAAAUAAGGGUUUCAAUGUCGGUCAUCGUUCUGGACUAUUUGAAAAGAGAGUCAAAAACAUGUUCUAUGGAGAAGGCACGACGAACGUCUACAGGCUUGGCUUCGACGAGUUCAUGAAAGAGCUCAACCGGGAUUGUGAUGGCCCAGUAAAGUGUUGGAGAUUUUCGGAAGAUGAGGCUUGGAAUGAAGCUUCUAAACUUCAGAAGAAAGGAGUCAUCGUAUUACAUGGACAAACAGUGUUCCGUGCUGAGGCUGAUCUUCACCCUGAGCAACUUGUCAGAUGGCUCGGUACAGACAAAGACCUGGAUGCAUUCGUACAAGACCGGGACCCAGUCAGCCGCCAGGAACCCACAGAGAAUGCCGAGGUCAGUCACGAAAACGAUGAGAUCGAAACAAUCUCGACGGUUAUCAGUAUCCCCGAGUCAGAUAACCCUGGAGAUUACCUAUUCGGACUACCCAGAAGUGAACAUCUUCGCGACUAUGAAGAUCUUGCACAGCUUGUUUCUGAUAUUGGCAAUGACACGCUUAAGCAAGAUAUGCGAAAGACCAAAAGAUUCUAUACCCGCCUUUGCUUUCGCCUUGGAAGGACUAUCCGCGAUCUCCGAGCCAAGCAGGAAACAUACAAGCGACAACUCACCUUGGAUCAGCGAGAACAAAACCGCGAGUUCUUGGAUUUCGUCGUGAGACUGUGGGAUUCCGAUGCCAAUGUACGACCAAACAAAAGAGAUAAGAACCCAAAGAGGGGCGAUAGCAAGCGGGUUACACCGGGAUACCAAGAUAUCAUCAAGAUGGUUGAGCCAGAGGCUUACAGCACAAGCUGGGAUCAGGGCAGCCUCAGCAAGGGUCAGCCCGAAGACCGUGUGAACCGGGAGAAAAUUCGAAAAGGAAUCAUUCGUGAGGCAUACGAGAACAAGAGCAUGAUUUUCCCAAGCCGUAUUGACCGUUACACUGACGAGAACGGCCUCACGGUUGAACUACCUCGUCGCCAUGAACCGGUAUGGUCUUUUGCACACCCUGGACGAAAAGUCAAAGCACCACGAUACUGGGACAUGAAUCGCUGGCCACUUCAUCUUCAAAGCGAAUCGACAGCUGAGAGAAUCAGAUCAGGAAACUUUCAUGCGGGCACUCGGGAGAACCCGCCAUUCUUACCCACUAUUGUAACUCCUCCUGUUACUCCAAGUAGACAGCAGACAAGACGAGAAGUAGACGAAGAAGUGGAUGAAGAUACUGAGCUAUCGCCUACCUCAGCAGAAGGGAUAGACACAUACGAAAACGAGACCCAAAUCAUUCCCGGACUUGGGAAAGAUUUUGUUGUGACGUAUGGAGAUGUGGCAGAGUCUCGUCGCACUUUCACGCCUGGGCCACCCCAAUAUCUCCUCGGCAGUACUCCCCUGCAGAAGAAAUAUGUUGAGAACUUCAUUAAGAGAGGAAUUGCAUCAGUGGAGCCGCCUACCUUUACCUGGCGUCAGCGCUUGGGAGCUCUGUUUGGUCGUAGAAUCGUUGAUGACCCGACGGCUCUGCCAAAAGUCAACCCUCGCGACAUCCCUCAGAGCAGGCCGCGAAGUAAAACUUCCGACGACGAAGAUUCCGAUGAGGAUAUGCCUGGUGUCAUGGAAAAUGACGAUAUUGACGUCGUGAUGGAAGAAUUGGUGACACAGAAGCCACGCAAUGAUGAGCAAGAGCCUCUAGAAACACCCUCACCAAUGGUACCGUCCUUCCCUCAUACCUCCGGGGCACCUGAGGAGUCUACUCCUGUAGCUGUUCAGGGUGGAAGUCGUUUAGCUGGGCAGGAAAGUGAGCGACAAAACCCUAGGUCAUGGUCACGACGACGAUCCCGUCAUUUGGAAUCCCAACGGCUCCACUUGACGAUAGAACAGCCAAGCUCAGAGUCCUCUGUUGAGUACACAGAGGAAGAAAUGCCAAAGUCAAGCCGUAGGGUUGUUUAUGGUUCAGACUGA
This is a messenger RNA of Fusarium poae, 4128 nucleotides long. RefSeq lists its product as uncharacterized. Bases 1 to 4128 code for a protein of 1375 amino acids. The transcript has 5 exons. NCBI's taxonomy places the organism in Eukaryota, Fungi, Ascomycota, Sordariomycetes, Hypocreales, Nectriaceae. The record is from RefSeq and is a predicted model, not a curated record.